Molecule: messenger RNA, 493 nt
Organism: Paramecium sonneborni
Lineage: Eukaryota; Ciliophora; Oligohymenophorea; Peniculida; Parameciidae
Source: the annotation of a GenBank genome assembly
AAAGAAGGGUUUACAGACUUCAUAAAACCUUUGGUCAAGUUUAAUAUUUUUAUUCAAACAUCCCUAUUGAAUUUUAAUUAAAAUGUUGAUCAAUAGAUGUUUUAAUAAUAGAAUUUGUAGUUUAUAUGAAUGAUGUAAUUUUGAAAUCUUAAAUUAGAUCAUUCUUAAAUGUAUAAGGAUUUAGGCAGAUGAAGUCCAAAUUAUAAUAGAAAUUUUGGGUUGAAUAUUUGAUGAGUAUUUUUCAGACUAUUGACUUUCUUAUUUUUUAUGAGAAACUUAUUUUAUCGAACUUUAAUUGGUCAGAGUAAGACUGAGAGAUUUACUAAAAAUUAAAUCACCUUUAAGAAAAUUUAAUUGAUCAAAUUAGUUAAAUCUAAAAUAAAGCUACAAUUAUAAGCAAGAACCACCAAAAAGUUGGGAAUGUGAAGAAAUAAUUUAAAUAUAAUUAGUAAAAUAUAAACAAUUUUUGAAUCUUGAGAGCUGAAAUAAUUGA